AUGCUCUCAUUCACGUUUUCUCUCUCUCUCGUUUUUAUUCUCUCAUUCUCAUUCUCCCCAACUCUCUCUUAUUCUCCCCCACUCUCUCGUUCUCAUUCUCCUCCACUCUCUUUCAUUCUCGUUUUCCCUCCACACUCUCUUUCGUUCUCGUUUUCCCCAACUCUCUCUCUCUCGUUUUCCCCAAACUCUCUCUCUCUCUCGUUUUCCCCAACUCUCUCUCUCUCAUUUUUCCCCAACUCUCUCUCUCUCUCUCAUUUCCCCAACUCUCUCUCUCUCUCAUUUUUUCCCAACUCUCUCUCUCGUUUUCCCCCAACUCUCUCUCUCUCUCUCUCAUUUUCCCCCCAACUCUCUCUCUCUUCUCGUUUUUCCCCCCUCUCUCUCUCGUUCUCAUUUUCCCCCACUCUCUCUCUCGUUCUCGUUUUCCCCCCACUCUCUCUCUCGUUUUUCCCCACUCUCUUUCUCGUUUCCCCCCCUCUCUCGUUCUCAUUUUCCCCCCCACUCUCUUCCCUCGUUUUCCCCCACUCUCUCGUUCUCAUUUUCCCCCACUCUCUCGUUCUCAUUUUCCCCCCCUCUCUCUUCUCCCCCUCAUUUUCUCCCCACUCUCUCGUUCGUUUUCCCCCAACUCUCUCGUUCUGGUUUUCCCCAACUCUCUCUCUCUCGUUCUCCCCCAACUCUCUCUCUCUCGUUCUCAUUUUCCCCAACUCUCUCUCUCUUUCUCGUUUCCCCCAACUCUCUCUCUCCCUCAUUUUCCCCAACUCUCUCUCUCUGUUCUCGUUUCCCCCAACUCUCUCUCUCUCUCGUUCUCCCCCCAACUCUCUCUCUCUCUUUCUCAUUUUCCCCCAACUCUCUCUCUCUCAUUUCCCCAACUCUCUCUCUCUCUCUCGUUCUCCCCAACUCUCUCUCUCUCGUUCUCGUUUUCCCCCAACUCUCUCUCUCUCGUUCUCGUUUUCCCCCAACUCUCUCUCGUUCUCGUUUUUCCCCCCUCUCGUUCUCAUUCCUCCCCCUCUCUCUCGUUCUCAUUUUCCCCACUCUCGUUCUCGUUCCUCCCCCCUCUCUCUCUCAUUAAUAGUGUCCAACGUUUGUCUUGUUCUCGUUUUGGCCCACUCUCUCCCUCAUACUCGUUUUGGCCCACUCUCUCCCUCGUUCUCGUUUUGGCCCACUCUCUCCCCUCGUUCUCGUUUUGGCCCUCUCUCCCUCGUGCUCGUUUUGGCCCACUCUCCCCUCGUUCUCAUUUUGGCCCUCUCCCCUCGUUCUUUUUGCCCACUCUCCCUCGUUCUCGUUUUGGCCCACUCUCUCCCUCGUUCUCGUUUUGGCCCACUCUCUCCCUCGUUCUCGUUUUGGCCCACUCUCUCCCUCGUUCUCGUUUUGGCCCACUCUCUCCCUCGUUCUCGUUUUCCCCCAGUGAGUCAUGCUCGAAAGUUGGCUUCUUCUUUUUCCUUUUUUUCUCUCUCUUUGUCUCUUUCUUUUUUCAUUCUCUUUUUUUAUUCUUUUUUUCUUUCUUUCUCUUUUUGGUUUCUCAUUUUCUUUUAUCUUUUUCCUUCUUUCCUCUUUUUUCUCUUUUCUUUUCUCUUUUCUCUUUUCUCUUCUUUUCAUUUCUUUUUUCUUUUUCAUUCAUUCUUUUUCUUUUCUUUUUUCUCUUUUUUUCUUUUCUCUUUCAUUUUUUCCUUUCUCAUUUUCUUCUCUCUCUUCUUUUGUCUUUUUCUUCUUUUUUCUUUUUUUUUUUUUCUUCUUUUCUUUCUUCUCUCUUCUUUUCUUUCUUCUCUCUUCUUUUCUUUCUUCUCUCUUCUUUUCUUCUCUCUUCUUUUCUUUCUUCUCUCUUCUUUUCUUUCUUUUCUUUCUUCUCUCUCUUUCUUCUCUCUCCUCUCUUCUUUCUUCUCUCUCCUCUCUUCUUUCUUCUCUCUCCUCUCUUCUUUCUUCUCUCUCCUCUCUUCUUUCUUCUCUCUCCUCUCUUCUUUCUUCUCUCUCCUCUCUUUUCUUUCUUCUCUCUCCUCUCUUUUCUUUCUUCUCUCUCUUUUCUUUCUUCUCUCUCUUUUCUUUCUUCUCUCUCUUUUCUUUCUUCUCUCUCUUUUCUUUCUUUUCUCUCUUUUCUUUCUUUUCUCUCUUUUCUCUCUUUUCUCUCUUCUCUCUCUUUUCUUUCUUUUCUCUCUUCUCUCUCUUCUUUCUCUCUUUUCUUUCUUUUCUCUCUUCUCUCUCUUUUCUCUCUUCUCUCUCUUUUCUCUCUUCUCUCUCUUUUCUUUCUUCUCUCUCUUUUUUUGUUUUUUCUUUUUCAAUUUCUUUCAAUUUUCCAUUGUCAUUUUCUUUUCUCUCUUUUCCAUUGUGUAUUUGAAAUUUAGGUAUUUUCUUUUUUCUUUUUCCUUGUCUUUUCCUUUUUUCUUUCUUUUUUCUUCUUUGUGA
Messenger RNA from Acanthosepion pharaonis, 2394 nucleotides. Lineage: Eukaryota; Metazoa; Mollusca; Cephalopoda; Sepiida; Sepiidae. The record is from the annotation of a GenBank genome assembly.